UACAGCGGAACCCUGUACAACACGACGGACGCAUUUUGACGCUACACAAAUAUGGCGGCUUACAUAUGCACGAGAUUUUGUGUAAACAAGUUCAAAGAUUCAGUUAGAUUUACUCAGCGACGGUUUCGAGUUAAAGCAAAAUGGGCACAAACGAGGGCAAAGUUUCCAUCCACGAAUAUUGCUCUGCAGAACUUUGAUACAACCUACAGUAUGCAGUUAGGAGACUUGUGGCCAUCAGUUCGAGUUGCCAUGCUGAGUGAACAAAAGUAUGGAGCACUGAUAAACAACUUCUCUUCAACAUCCAAUAAAAUAACAACAGACUUAGAAGCUCAAGGAUGUAGAGACUUUAUCAGACCUCAUCAACACUCAAAGGACUCCAUACCUCUACACAGAGAUGGUGCAGAACAAAAUGUGUUGAAACCUGCUGCCCAUGAACACAGUAUAAGUCCCGAUAUCAAAUGCCUUGUUUUUCCUCAAGGAGACAUAUCUAGAUUCAAACCCUCAAGACCAGACAGCUCUGGCUUAUUGGGGUAUUAUCUUCUGGAUGCUGCUUCAGUGCUGCCUGUAUUAGCUUUGGAUGUCCAGCCAGGACACAGGGUUUUAGAUCUAUGUGCUGCUCCUGGAGGGAAGACUCUUGCUCUUCUGCAGACACAUACAGUCAGUUAUCUUUGGGCAAAUGAUUUAUCAGGUUCUCGGACUGCACGGCUGCGCAAGACUUUACAGAGUUACCUGCCCAGAGAGUACCUGGAGGAAAACGAAAUUCAAAUCACUUCCUUUGAUGGUUGUAAAAUAGGCCCAACCGAGGAGAAAAGAUAUGACAAAGUGCUUGUAGAUGUUCCCUGUACCACAGACAGACACUCUGUAAUGGUGGAAGAUAACAAUUUAUUUAACAGGUCCAGGACCAAAGAGAGACAAAGGCUUCCCCUUCUGCAAACACAGCUUCUUAUGGCUGCGAUCCAAGCUGCACGACCAGGAGGAGACAUCGUGUACUCUACAUGUUCACUGUCCCAGCUGCAGAAUGAGUGUGUGGUGCAGCAGGCCAUACAUCUCGCUCAAGAGGAGUUUGGAAUCUCAGUGCAGGUUCAGGAUCUCAGUUGGUUCACUCAGUGGUUUUCAGACACUUUUUAUUUUGCUCCACAAUUAAGUGUGGGGGAGCUGGUUUUACCACAUUUAUGUGCUAACUUUGGACCAAUUUAUAUGUGUAAACUAAGACGACUCAACUAGCUGGCUAUUUAAUAUAAUGCAGUUUAAAUGGAAUGAAAUUCACUGCAAGAGUGCCCUCUAACGACCAAACAUAAAACUUCUUGUGAAUACCCUUUGUUGCUUUUUCAGUACAAAAGCAAUAGCAGCAAACUGUUUUUAAAGAAUAUAAGAAUAACAUCUUUGCAUAGGACUUGUAAGAUUUGCAUGGUUUAGGAAAGUUUGGUAGACAAUGUACUUCUUUAGUAAAAAUACUGUAGUUUACUGUACUAUAUAGUAAAUACUACAGUAUUCCUAGAGACUGUAGUGUUAUUGGACUUUACUAUAGGUAUUAUUAAAGGGAUAGUUCACUUUAAAACGAAAAUUCUGUCAUUAUUUACUCAUCCUCAUGUU
Molecule: messenger RNA, 1593 nt
Organism: Misgurnus anguillicaudatus (oriental weatherfish)
Lineage: Eukaryota; Metazoa; Chordata; Actinopteri; Cypriniformes; Cobitidae
Gene: nsun4
Product: NOP2/Sun RNA methyltransferase 4
Biological process (GO): rRNA methylation
Cellular component (GO): mitochondrial large ribosomal subunit
Molecular function (GO): RNA methyltransferase activity
Source: RefSeq, a predicted model, not a curated record